Fundulus heteroclitus (mummichog) is the source of this 2333-nucleotide messenger RNA. RefSeq names its product zinc finger protein 26-like. Bases 259 to 2013 code for a protein of 584 amino acids. The transcript has a single exon. The record is from RefSeq and is a predicted model, not a curated record. NCBI's taxonomy places the organism in Eukaryota, Metazoa, Chordata, Actinopteri, Cyprinodontiformes, Fundulidae.
CCUUGUGAAGUGUGUGGUAAAUCUUUUAGUCACGAAGAUCAUUUGAAAAAACACAAAACAACUCAUGCAGAUAAGCCUCAUUCUUGUGAGUUGUGUGGAAAAUCUUUUCGACGAAUUGACAAUUUAACUCGUCACCUUAAAACGCACACUGAUGAAAAGCCUUAUUCUUGUGAAUUGUGUGACAAAACUUUUAGAACAAAGGGUAUUUUGGUUCGUCACCAUACAUCUCACACAGAUGAAAAGCCUUAUUCGUGUAAUAUGUGCGAUAAAUCUUUUCGUCUCAGUCAACAUUUGACUUGUCACCUUAGAACUCACACAAAUGAAAAACCUUAUUCUUGUCAUUUGUGUGAAAAAUCUUUUCGACAAAGUUACACUUUGACAUGUCACCUUAGAACUCAUGCAGGUGAUAAGCGUUAUUCUUGUAAGUUGUGUGAUAAAUCUUUUGGACUAAAUCAACGUUUGAAUAAUCACCUUAAAACGCACAGUGAUGAAAGACCUUAUUCAUGUAAGCUGUGUGACAAAUCUUUUCGACUCCGUCACAUUUUGACUAAUCACCUUAGAACCCACACAAAUGAAAAACCUUAUUCUUGUGAACUGUGUCAAAAAUCUUUUAGAACAAAGGCUAUUUUGGAUCGUCACCUUAGAUCUCACACAGAUGAAAAGCCUUAUCCUUGCAAGUUUUGUGACAAAGUUUUUCGACAUAAUCACAAUUUGAAAUGUCACCUCAGAACUCAUACAGGUGAAAAACCUUAUUCUUGUCAUUUGUGUGAAAAGUCUUUUAAACAAAGUAAUGAUUUGUCUCGUCACCUUAAAACCCACACAGGUGAAAAACCUUAUUCUUGUAAGUUGUGUGGUAAAUCUUUUCAAGAAAGUAACAGUUUGGCUCGUCACCUUAAAACUCACUCAGAUGAAAAGCCUUAUUCUUGUAAUAUGUGUGAAAAGUCUUUCAAACAAAGUAAUGAUUUGACUCGUCACCUUACAACCCACACAGACAACAAACCUUAUUCUUGUAAGCUAUGUGAUAAAUAUUUUAAACAAAGUAACACCUUGAGUAGUCACCUUAAAAUUCACACAGGUGAAAAACGUUACUCUUGUAAUUUGUGUAAUAAGUCUUUUGGACAAAGUCAAAAUUUGACUGCUCAUCUAAGAAUUCACACAGGUGAAAAGCCUUAUUCUUGUCAUUUAUGUGGAAAAUCUUUUCGACUCAAUCAAAAUUUGACUUGUCACCUUAGAACUCACACAGGUGAAAAGCCUUAUUCUUGUAAAUUGUGUGGAAAAUCUUUUCGACAAAGGUACACUUUGACAGGUCACCUAAGAACUCAUACAGGUGAUAAGCGUUAUUCUUGUAAAUUGUGUGAUAAAUCUUUUGGAUUAAGUCAACAUUUGACUAAUCACCUUAGUACUCACACAGGAGAAAAGCCUUAUUCAUGUAAUUUGUGUGAUAAAUCUUUUAGACUCCGUCACUCUUUGACUUCUCACCUUAAAACUCACACAGAUGAAAAACCUUAUUCUUGUGAAUUGUGUCACAAAUCUUUUAGAACAAAAGGUAUUAUGGUUCGUCACCUUACAUCUCACACAGAUGAAAAGCCUUUUCCUUGCGAGUUUUGUGAUAAAUCAUUCCGACAUAAUCACAAUUUGAAAUGUCACCUUAGAACUCACACAGGCGAAAAGCCAUAUCCUUGUCAUUUGUGCGAAAAGUCUUUCAAACAAAGUAACGAUUUGACUCGUCACCUUAGAACUCACACAGAUGAAAAGCCUUAUUCUUGUGAUUUAUGUGUCAAAUCUUUUAGAACAAAGGCUGUUCUGGAAUGUCACUAUAGAACUCACACAGGGGAGAAGCCUUUUACUUGUGCCUUGUGUGGCAAAUCAUUUAGAAGAAGUUCUGCUUUGACUUGUCAUCUUAGUAUUCACACAGGUCAUAAGCCUUAUUCUUGUGAUUUGUGUGGAGCAACUUUUAGACGCAGCAGUCAUUUGGCUCGUCACAAAAGAACUCGCACGUGUGAGAAGCCAUAAAGACAGGCAAGUUUAUGUAUAAAGCACUUUAGUAACAAGACGAUUCAAAGUGCUGUACAUGAACAAAAAAAGUGUUACAGAGUAAAAAUAGCAUUACAGAUGAAAGCACAUUGCACUGGAACAGUAGCAGCAGGUCAGAUAAAGUAAAAGACAAGUUGGACUGCAAACUGGAGCAUUGACAGUUAAAGGCAACUCUAAACAAAUAGGUUUUUAACCUUGAUUUAAAGGAACUCAGGCUUUCAGAAUUUUACAGUCUUCUGUGAGUUUGUGUCAGAUAAGUGGAGCAUCAAAACUAAAUGCUCCUUUUUCCUUUUUUCUAU